AGAGUAGCGUUACCAGCUUCACGUGGCGCUGUGUGUUUAAUCUGUGCGUGGAGAAGUAGAAGGUGGCAUGCCUGGUUUCCUGUCAGUUCAGCUGAUGAGUGGAAGUUUACAAUGGCAGUGCAACGCCGAGGAAACGUUAAAACCGCAGACACAAGUAUCAUUGAGAAAAAAAUUAAAAGGGGGAUCGCACAGAGACAGGCGUCAUCAUACAGAGGAUACACUGCUCUCGUGCUGGCCCUUGUUGGCACGUGUGCACUGCUGAUCUGGCUCUGGUCAAUCUGGACUAAUGACAUCAUGGACACUAUGGUCUCCAGAGGGGAAAUACUCACACAGCCCAGAGUGUUCGUAGUCCAAUGCUCUGAAGAUUAUCAAAAAUACAAGCAGUUCCCAGGCUGCACCCCUACCAAAUGUGGCCGAGCGGUUUCAGACAGCGUUGUAACCACAGACGAGGCACAGAUACUGAGGAGGAUAGCGGAAAGGGGCCUGGAGCUCGGUGGUUCAGAUGGAGGCGCAUCCAUUCUGGAUCUGCACUCUGGAGCUUUGUCAAUGGGGAAAAAGUUUGUCAAUAUCUACAGAUAUUUUAGUAAUCAAAUAAGAGAUAUCUUCACUGAAGAGGAUUUUGAACUCUACAGGGCUGUACGUGGCCGCAUUCAGAGGGUGAUUGCUGAAACAUUUGGAUUGGACUCCAGUAAGCUGUACCUCACCAAGCCCACCUUCUUCUCCCGCAUCAACAGCACCAGUGCUAAGACCACUCAUGAUGAGUACUGGCACCCACAUAUUGACAAGGUGACAUAUGGGUCCUUUGACUACACAUCAUUACUCUACCUAACAGAUUAUGGUCUGGAUUUUGGAGGGGGGCGAUUCAUCUUUAUGGACCCAAAUAGCAACCGAACAGUGGAGCCCCGUGCAGGGCGAGUGUCUUUCUUUUCCUCAGGCUCCGAGAACCUCCACCGUGUAGAGAAGGUGGCAUGGGGCACGCGUUACGCCAUCACUGUGUCCUUCACGUGUGAUCCUGAUUAUGCUAUAGCUGAUCCCAGCUUACCAUAGGGUCCUCCUGAGAUACUGGCUGGAGCCCUGGGACAAAAAAAAAAACAGAACAUGAGAAGAUACUUAACUAUUCAAUUGAAGAUUUCACAUUCCUAUUUUGUUUUCUUUGGGAAAGAUUUAACAGACAUUAAGAACUUGCUGAAUUGGAAGAACAACAAUAACUGCAUGAGUUAUAAUUGCUCAUUAUUUUAUUGAAAAGAAAAUUUUCACAAUUUCAAAAUCUUAUUUCCUGUGGACUUUCACUCCUCUCCUGUGUUUCUUCCUUUGACUUUCUCUGCUUGUCUUUUUCCAGGUAAGUAGCGUCUUCUUGGCUGUAUCCCUUUUGUCACAGUUGGAUCAGUUAUCACAGAUUGAACAAACAGCACAAGUGGAAAUUCUCAACAGGUGGUAUGAAUGAAAUUGCUCAUGAAGAUCAAAUCACUCAUGGCCUACUGAGGGAGCUUUUCAAAAGCGUUUGCGGGAGUUUAGCUUUCAAUACCUUUCCUAGACUGCACUGUGUCUAUUAGAGUGAAAAUGUCUGAACAAUGGCACUGCAAUGCAUUUUAUCAUAACUGUUGAGAAGUCUUCUAAACAAGUGUAUUUCAAUAGCACCAUCUGUCUGUCAAUCAUGUUCCCUGAGAGAGGGAGCAUAAGGUCUAAACAAGCUACUGUGCUGGAAAAGUUUAUUAAUGCAAAAUAUUCCGACCAGACCUUUUACUAUCAUGACAUGCACGGAAAUACAUCAAUUUGCUUGCUCCCUGGAAAGUACAUCUUGAUCUUGAAUUAAUUCUGCCAAUUCAAAUCAUGACUAAAUGAUCUUUGCAAUAAAUGUCAUUUAUUGAUCUCAGUGCUUGAGAUUUAAUUGAGCGUAGUUAAGCUUAAUACACUGUUUUAUUGCUGUCAUCAGUGGAGAAUAUUAAACAGUGGUUCUGAGACCUCAA
This is a messenger RNA of Pangasianodon hypophthalmus (striped catfish), 1967 nucleotides long. It is a transcript of the gene ogfod3, whose product is annotated as urotensin-2 receptor 2. The coding region runs from base 112 to 1047 and encodes 311 amino acids. The record is from RefSeq and is a predicted model, not a curated record. Gene Ontology annotation, cellular component: membrane. NCBI's taxonomy places the organism in Eukaryota, Metazoa, Chordata, Actinopteri, Siluriformes, Pangasiidae. The transcript is spliced from 9 exons. Gene Ontology annotation, molecular function: iron ion binding; L-ascorbic acid binding; oxidoreductase activity, acting on paired donors, with incorporation or reduction of molecular oxygen.